This is a messenger RNA of Haliotis rufescens (red abalone), 1903 nucleotides long. RefSeq names its product cation-dependent mannose-6-phosphate receptor-like. The record is from RefSeq and is a predicted model, not a curated record. NCBI's taxonomy places the organism in Eukaryota, Metazoa, Mollusca, Gastropoda, Lepetellida, Haliotidae. The transcript is spliced from 7 exons. Bases 41 to 814 code for a protein of 257 amino acids. Gene Ontology annotation, cellular component: trans-Golgi network.
AAAUGUCACAUGCUUAUUGUCAAAUCUGGUUCGCUUGGACAUGGCUGGCGUGACACCUUUCUGGCUAUCCGUAGGGGUUGUGCUCGCCCUGGGGGUGCUGCCAGGGUCCCAGGGUAAGCAGUGUGUGGGCUUGGGACCCUGUAUGUGUGUGUUCGACGACGGUAGUGGCACAGCCGAUAUGACGACCACGGGGAACAGUGAUGGAACGCCAAAGUACAGCGACUACACCGCAUUGUACGACACCUACACCUACUCAUACAACCCCUGUUAUCCCUUCAGUCAGUACGCGUGCACAGACGCUGCGAUGUGUCAGAGUUCCUACGAGGGAGAGUCAUGGCAGACCGGCGACCAGAGUUCAUCAGUCUGGUCCUAUGAUGGAACAGACAUCCAGAUAUACUACAGCGCCACCACCGACACCUUGAGGGAAUCUUUCAUCACUGUUAUCUGUGAUCCGAGCUACGAUGAGCCGUUUGUUGAGAUCCAGGGAUCACAAGGAGAACCCCAAUAUUAUGGACGCAUAACCUCGAAGUGCGCAUGUCCAGACGGUUGUCACAAGACAACUUAUAAUUCCAACGUGGAGGUUACUCUAACCGGAGGAUCCAUACUGCUUAUAAUAUUAUUUGUGUUGAUUUUCGUAUAUCUGGUGGGCGGGGUCACCUACAACAAAUACAGGCGCCAGGCCACGGGGAGAGAGGUACUGCCCAACUCGUCGUUCUGGGGAGCUCUUCCUGGACUCGUUAAGGAUGGUUUUGGGUUCGUCAUCGGCUGUUUUCGAAGAGGAAGUGGACAAAAGGGAUCUUACCAAAACAUAUGACGUACCUGACUCACAGCGUUAUGUAUACCACUUACAGAUGCAAAACAACUUGAACAUAAUAGCAACGAGGGAUUUGUUGUUUGUUCUUUACGAAAACACUCAAAUUCAACAAAAUAAGCAAGGAUUAGCUUAUGGUUGAAAAUAUGUUAUUUAGAAAAAAAUGUUCUUUUAAGGCAAAAGAACCUUAUCCAAGGAUAAUUCAUAAAUACUUUUUCAAACAGCACGAAUUAAUUAAAACGGAUGAUUACAUGAAUGAGUAGUGAGCUGCGUUUAACGCUGGUUUGAACAAUGUUUCAAUUUAUAACAGAUCUGCGUAACCCAUUGUGCAAGGAAAGACGGAAGUGACGCGGUUUGAAAAAGGUUUACCACAUUGGAACCAGCAAACACGAACAUCCUGUUGACAAUCCUCAGGUCAUAAUCAGCGCCCUCUCGGGUCUGAACACAGCAGCUAAGGGACUCAACUCUGCACAGCGAAAAUCGCGGCGACUCAAAGUCGACCACAAAGUUUGCCACAGGACACUUGGAAAAAGAGUAUUAAUACAUUGUGCAUAUUACCAUAUUUUCUUGUGGAAAAUACACACAUCUUCUAGGAGGUAAUUUGGGGUAGUGGUCUUCUUUCACGUAAGGAGUGUACUUCAUAGAGUGACCUUGAGAAGUCCCACAAUAAAAAUGUUACUGUGAAUGUUUAUAUGUGAUAAGCAGACAUUAUUUUCUGUUGCAGAUUUAAUUUAUUUUGGAAUGUGACAGAUGGAUCCUUAGUUUCAAGUAAUUCAAGAUGUGAUCUGGCCAUGGACAAAUGUCUAACCAUGAAUUUUGUUCCUGUGUUUAAUCCAAGGAGUCCUAGGAGGUUCAUUAAGUUCUAAUCCUCUCAUAGAAGGAAUUGCGUAGUAGUUUAAUAUUUUGUGUGCUCAAUAUUGAACUACUGUGUGCUCAAUUGACUCAAGUUUUAGUGGCUAUACCUCUAUGACAUCAGGAAUGUCCACAACACAAAACUUCCCCAUCACUCAAUUCCUUCCAUGUGAGGCUUAGAAACUGUCAAUUGACCCUGUUUGUCCUAUUAAAGCUGUUAUUAUGAGCUGUCAUGACUGA